This is a messenger RNA of Peronospora farinosa, 3873 nucleotides long. Lineage: Eukaryota; Oomycota; Peronosporomycetes; Peronosporales; Peronosporaceae. The record is from the annotation of a GenBank genome assembly.
AUGGCGUUUCCGUUCCAGAUGGGUCUCGAAUCAACGAAGAUGAUGGAAUUCUUGGCUAGUUUACCAGAAGAAGAGCUAGAAAACUUUUUGCAAAGUGUUAAUGAUACAGCUGAUGAGUUUCACGAACAGAAUUUGCAAUCGAAAACACAGGAAGGUCUGAUUGAACGCUUUAAGAAGAUGCGUACCAAGUUCACUCGACCCGGAGGUGUCUAUGCGGAUCUGGGGUUUGACGCUGUCACCAGAAUAGCUUUUACGUCAGCUGACGCCAAACCAAAGACCAACAUGAGGUCGUUGCGGACUUUAAAACCCAUGAUUGUGAAGGAACUGGAUGCUGGCACAACACACUACGGCCGGUAUCUCUGCGGCUUUGUGGCUAUCGACGAUGCCUUUUUUGGUGUCUCUUCCGCGUCACUCCUUCUUGAGGACGUAACGGGAAGGUUAGUGGAGAUUGCCGUCUAUGGACUGGUAGAUGCGAACUUAUCGUCACACGAGAAACUAUAUAUUGUGGGUCACAAGUUUCCGAAGGGACAUCCAAUUGUUGUAUUUGAACCAUUUUACAAGGUGCGGAUGGAUGGAUCACUAGGUAUUCGGGUGGAACAAGCAACGGAAAUCGCCCCAUGGCAAGAUGUACCGACUGACAUGGUAACAUGGAAGAAACUUGGCAACGACUUCUUUAGUGUGCUGAAUACCCAAAACGAAGGCUGUGGAGCGCUGGCGUGCUAUCAGCAGGCUAUUCAAGCGAUGCAACCUGAGCUUUGUACGUUAGUAUUGCUGCUGAACAAUCUUGCAACUUGUCGUUUCAAAAUGGGAGACUUUGCAACUUCCAUUCAGCUAUCUGGAGUUGCAGCUCAUCUUGACCCGUCGUAUUUCAAAGCCUGGUUCCGCCUCGCGUCAGCUCUUGUUGAGAACGGGUCUAAAUCAAUAGCCGCAAGUGUGGUCGCACAUGUUCAGAAUAAUUUACCAUUAGCUCCCCACGACCUCCAGCUGCUGAAAAGCACGUUUGGUGCAAUGCACGUGUCGACUGACAGUUCGCCGUUUGAUUCGUACGCGAAAUGGUGCACAAGUCUGGAGUCACCGGGUUUUGUACUAGCAAAAGAACAACCGUGUCAAGGACCAAAAGAUGCGGACACGUGGCGAAAAGAAGGAUCAGGUUACUUCUCCACGGGCGACUAUAUUUCCGCGGAGGAUUGUUACCGGAAGGGUUUGGCACUAACUACAGCCUGUCGCUCCGACUUGUCGAUCGUGCUAAAUAAUGUCGCUGCUGUCUAUUUAACGAUGCGUCGAGAGAAUAGCGAUAUUCCUGGAAUCAGCAUUGGUAAACUCAAUGUGACUUCAGCAAAACUGCACGCACAACUGUCCACUACGGAAUCAGCACUUUUGAAUUGCACUGUUGCUGGAUUAAUUGAUCCGUUAAACUGUAAGGCUUGGGUUCGUCGGACGCGAUGCUUAAGAUAUAUGGGAAAUUCUAAGAAGGGCUAUAUUGCAGACCUGAAGAUAGUCGUUGAUAAGGUAGCCACACAAGUUUGCACUACAGCCGAAAAGUCCAAGCUAUUUCACGAAUUCAAGCGCAAAUUAGACGACAACAUCCAGCGACGUUUACGGUGUUUUACCGAUGUAAAGCCCGCAUAUGAAGUCUCUGGUGUGUCUACUGAAGUUCAGCGGCAACAGCGACAUGCAACUCAUCCCCAAAAUCUGGUUUCUGCUAUCGGGCGUGAGGACGAGCAUGAGGAUGACAUUGACCAAUACAUUGCACAGAUGGAAAAAGUCGAGGCUAUGAUGUGUUUUGCUCUUGCGGCUUCAGAGUCCCAGACUGACCAGAGACGAAACCUUCCACGCGAGAUGAUGAUGUAUGUGAAGGAUACGCCGCCACAAAUUCACAUUGAGUUCCCAAUGCUGCGUGGAUGGCCGACAGGCAUUGAACCAGUAUUUGCGAGGAAGAUUCUUUACAGGGCGUACCUGGAUGCCAGAGCGAGUCCCUGGGUCACAGCUAGCAGCAUGCGUGAGGGAAGAUUUUUUGAGAAGAUAGACCCGGCUGACUUGGUAAAGCGAUGGCAUGGAACUGUGGCGUUUGAAACGCUUGCGAAGAAGGCCACUAGCCUGAAAUUUGGUGACAUCAUUGCUCGGAACGAAGAACCGAGUAUCGCUGUACCAGCUUAUGAUGCUCGCAUCCGCUCCAACUUUGCCAAUAAUCCCAACCGUGCAGAAGCCUACUUUCUCGGAACAACUCACGUCGCCAUUGGCUUCAACGAUUUCAGCAGCCUUGUUACUGCAACAAUUCGCGAUCAAUUGCACAACGGCAUGCCUUUAAAAUUUGUGGGCUUCGAGAUGAGCGAGUUUGCCGUUGCUAAAUGCAAAGUAGUUGCGCAGAUGCUUGCUUCACCUGACGUAUCGAUCUCGAGCGUGAUGGAGGUUUGGCUAUCGUCGACUUGGUCGUGUUCCACGCUGAAAGAUUUUCGAAAGUGUGUGAAUACGGUGUUGGAGUCAUUGCGUGGUCGGAAUUCAAAUCCCAAGGUGAUGACGUAUCUGAAUCAUUGGGCUUCGGUCGAGACAAUUUCUGCUACAAAAGCACACACGGAGUUCUUUGCAAACUUGCGGAGAUAUAGCCACCGAGUACUAAUAGGGCUGCAUUGCUUCCGCCGCGUGGUCGACCGGCUUGACUUGACUCAGUAUAUGUUAACUGGGGAAGUUCGAGCGUCCUCACGUGUAAUGAAUAUCGUGGAGAAAGAGCAAAGCGCGAGCAUUUCAGAAGCAAAUGUUUCAAAGGCUGGCAAGUCGACGUCGAAGAAGAAACGUAGACACAAGAAGAAAAAAGCGAAGAAAGGAGCAGUGGCGACACCUUCGUGCAUCAAUGCUCCAUUGGUUGGCAGCUUGACAAUGUGGAACGUUCCUCCAGGAGCCCCGCCUCUGGAAGAAGAUGUUGCAUUUAACACAGUGGACUUUAUGAAGAUCUUGGAGAAUUUUGAAGAGCGCGAGAAGAAACAGAAACACUCCACGGAUGACUUGUCAGUGGUCGAUUUGUUCAUAAUUCACAUUAUGCGGAACUUGCAUCGACUUCAUGAAUUGAUGACUGCAAACAAAUUGUCAAUCGAGGUGAACUAUGGCGUUGUGAAGGCAGUUCGAGGAAAGGCUGCGACAGAUCCCGAAAACUUGAAUCUGUUGGCACGUAUCGCACUGAUGCGCCCAUUUACGAUCUCAUGGUCUAAUGUACUUGAUUACUUUGUGCCUGAAGACUUUCACGACCUUGCGCGUCGGUGCUCGAUAUUUGGCGACUGUGUACAUUAUGGCUACAGCAUGAAUUGGACAACUCAAGUGUUUGGGGCGUCAUUACUCGACUACGACCCCACGUACCACAAGGCGCUGAUUGACUCUACAUUGGACGCGGCUCUGGGCUUUUUAAGCGAGACAUCACUAUCGAAAAUGUUGACGGUAUUGGGGCUGGACAAGCUUUUGCAUUUGCCCUUUCGUGAAAACCCGCUAAACAGCACGGGAUAUGUUCUAGCGUGCAUCCACCAACAGAAAUGGAUUAAUUAUUUCAUGGACAAGGGGAAACUGUCUCCAGAGGCGGCACAUCGGCUGGGUGUGCGGUGUACACCGUCGAACUCUGGUCUCCAGGCGGGAGCAAUGGAGCUUGCAAUACCAAGUCCCUUGGAUCGCUCGUCAUUGACCUUAUACAUGAGUUGGUGCUAUGAUCCAAAGCUUCGGCUGCAAAUGGUUGACCUCGGAGCAACUGACACAGACAAGUUAGCACGAAUUGAGCAAUUACUAAAUGUCCAAAAGGACGACCAACAGGUCGCUCAAGGCACUGGUUGUUCGACCUCACGAGACUUGACGACGGUCUAUAACAGCGAUAACCUUGGAGCCUGGUCGAAGUAG